AUGGGCGCAGGUCAAUCAACAGCGAACGACGCUCAUCCUCCGGGGCGUGCACUACAUGUACUACGCGUAACACCAUCAUCUCCCGCAUCCCAAGCGAAUAUCGAGGCGUUCUUCGACUUUGUGGUUGGUUUCGAAGGCGACUCCUUGGCGUCACGGAAGGCACUGGAUGCGUCAGAGCUUGAGCGGCUAGUCGAGAGCCACGAGGGAAAGAGCUUGAAAUUACUGGUUUGGAACAGCAAGACUCAGGAUACAAGAGUCGUACCCAUAACGCCUUCUCGAGAAUGGUCAGCCCUGAGCCCUACGGCAAUAAACCCUCGCGAACCGGAGUCAGAACCGCAGCCAUCACUACUCGGGCUCAGCAUGCGGAUGUGUGAACCGGAGUUCGCGGUCGACAAUGUUUGGCAUGUACUGGACGUGCUGGAGGGAAGCCCCGCGGAAAGUGCUGGUCUUGUGCCAUACGGCGACUGGAUCAUAGGAUGGUCUGGUGGAGUACUCAGCGCAGAAGGCGACUUCUACGACGUUGUGGAAGCGCAUGUCGACAAACCCCUUCGAGUGUAUGUCUACUCGUAUGACUUUGACACCAUCCGCGAGGUUGUACUCGUUCCGAAUCGGCAAUGGGGCGGAGAAGGCUUGCUAGGAUGCGUCUUCGGCUUCGGCUUACUGCAUCGGAUACCUCCCGUAUCUGGCGACCGUCAACCCGGAUCAUUGCCUCCAGAACUGGUCGAACCGACCGAGUAUGAGGAGCAGGAACUCUUUGUUCCUGCAGAUGCGUCGUCGGACAGACUAGAGUUUGAUCUGCCCGCGCACCGUCAACAAAGCGACGCUCAUUCGCAUGAUUAUGUUCCGCCUGCCGCCGACUACACUUACUCGUACAGCAAUCGUGGUGCAGCGUACAGCGUCUCCUCCAUUCCGGAAGAACAGGACGAUCAUGAGGCCAACGGUCAUGCUCAUCACGACCACGAUCACUCUCAUUUCGGACAUGACCACGGGCACGAUCAUGGGCAUGCGCACGACCAUGAACACGACCAUGAACACGACCACCACGACCAUGCGCAUGAUCACGGACACGACCACAGUCAUGGUCAUAGCCAUGAUCACCACAGCCAUAGUCAUGAUUAUGCCCACUCCGAGGACUCCGACGACGAGCUGGAGCGCCUGCGGAAUACCAGUGCCUCAACACCUCGACCAGACCUUGCUCGCCCACCCUCAUUGCGAGGGCUAUACCCGAACGGUCUACGUUUCCCGACGACGCCAGGCGGUCGUCCCUCCCUCUCCGACGCGGGCUCGUUCCGCUUGGCAAGCUGGGUCAACGCCGUUGAGGAUGCCAGGGACCGAGAAAGGGAGACGAGCGAGGAUUCGCAGGGGCUGGAGAGCGUCGCGAGCACGGACUUCGGUAGCGAGAUUGCGUCGGACUAUGGAAGCCUUACAAGCGUAGAGUGA
Messenger RNA from Peniophora sp. CBMAI 1063, 1440 nucleotides. The record is from the annotation of a GenBank genome assembly. Lineage: Eukaryota; Fungi; Basidiomycota; Agaricomycetes; Russulales; Peniophoraceae.